AUGCACAGCUCCCCUCUCAACCCCGCACUUCACAGAUCACUGACAGUGCUGGAUUUAUGCACCAAUAUACCAGCUCGCGCGUGCAGUGCGCAGCUACCUACCCCCCAAAUCAUCGGUGAACGAAACUGCGGCAGUUACAACCAGUAUACGACGAGUACGUGGUUCUUACAGCUGACAAUGAUGAUGAUGAUGAUGAUAGAUGCUUUUGCCAAUAACUUCAGUCCGGUCAACAACUACUACCUCAGGAUGGUUAUCAUACGACGCGACACACCAAUCUUAUCCGAGACAGUCAACGGAUUCAUGAGUCACCGGUUUAAAUCGAAGUAUGACCGUCACGAAUCACACCAUUCCUCAUCUCGGCACCGUCGUCACCGUCAUCGCAGUCAUUCACGUUCACCAUCCAGAGGACAGGAGAUCGAGAUCCAAAUGAAGCCUCUUGUUCUGGCUUCGGAAAAUGAAACUACCAGACAGAACGAAAUUGACUAUAUUGAGGGGUCGAGUUUCACUCAGAAAAGUUUCUCCUCUUCACGUUCUCAUCCAAAACCUUUUGCUCCUGACUCUUCCGGUCCCGUCGCCUCUGCGACAAAAAGUCAGUACAGCUCUAUGCUAGCUGAGCGUGCUCAUGAGGCAGCAAUAUUCGGCCAGCUUACAAUACCGCCAUCGAGUACUGUUCUGGGUAGUGAUCCAUCGGAAUCGAAAGAGCGCUUGGUCUCCUCUGUGGACACCGUCAAACAGUUGAUACAUCCACAAUUCGAUAAGCCGGAUGAAACUGCCUGGAAUAAUUGGCUAAUUCGGCUCAGGGAGCUCAAAGAGGCGCGUGCCAAAGCUGCUGCCGAUGCUAAGAAAAUACGACCUACCAACGGUGUGCCUGCCAGCUGAUUAGAAGAUCCCUUCCAACUUGGAUUUUGUCACACUUGAGUGUAUCUUCCUCAGCUGUUCCACCCAACAGCAGCUAAGUUGAGCGACUUCACUGUACAUAAUUUGAAAAAAAG
Messenger RNA from Opisthorchis viverrini, 992 nucleotides. RefSeq lists its product as hypothetical. NCBI's taxonomy places the organism in Eukaryota, Metazoa, Platyhelminthes, Trematoda, Opisthorchiida, Opisthorchiidae. The record is from RefSeq and is a predicted model, not a curated record. Bases 1 to 879 code for a protein of 292 amino acids. The transcript is spliced from 7 exons.